Molecule: messenger RNA, 14857 nt
Organism: Oncorhynchus kisutch (coho salmon)
Lineage: Eukaryota; Metazoa; Chordata; Actinopteri; Salmoniformes; Salmonidae
Product: adhesion G protein-coupled receptor L1
Exons: 26
Coding region: 1362-6014 (1550 amino acids)
Biological process (GO): cell surface receptor signaling pathway; heterophilic cell-cell adhesion; adenylate cyclase-activating G protein-coupled receptor signaling pathway
Cellular component (GO): plasma membrane; axon; presynaptic membrane
Molecular function (GO): G protein-coupled receptor activity; latrotoxin receptor activity; carbohydrate binding
Source: RefSeq, a predicted model, not a curated record
CAAAUAAAUGAAUAACAAGAUGAGAAUCACACGUCUGAAAUAACGUUUAUGAUUCUGCGUGCGCGGUGGCGCCUGUCUAUAGGGACCAAACGUCGACUAGGGAAUCUAAUUAUUGCCUCGAGGACUUCACCUGAAAUAUAGACUUCUCGGUGGAGAUUUCGAGAUUUUAAUAAACAACAUAUGCGCGACGCUGAAUGCUACGCGGUGAACAGCCAGAUGCGCGCCUCGCCUGCCAGUCUGUCAUCACAGGCAACGACAUAUGAUAUUUGCAUCACAGGAAAGAUGAACUAGCUAAACUUGCUUGCUUUUGUGGGGAAAAAAUGCCGUUGUGUUUGGUUAUUGAAAUAUGAGCUAAACGCUCUGCAGAACUAUUAGUCGUUAUUUUGUAGCCGCAUGAUAGCCUUUCAAUUUAACAUAAAUUAUCCAACAUCCAUCUUUCAAUAAAUAAUCUUAGCCUACCCGUUGACAUCGCUGAGGAAGUUCGCCUCAGCUGUGGGGCACCAUCAAUCUAUGAAUAUUCGCACACAAUCAUUUUGAAUUUUUUGUUCAUUCAUACAAAAUGUGCGAGAAUAGACUACUUGAAUGUUCUUGAGUGCGUAGAAGUCCUCUUGUGGGCUACCAGCGACAGACAUUUCGACAUAGGCUACUGACAGAGGAGACAGAACGACUGCUAUUUUCUACGUGGCAUGAGUCGGUAAAGGAACCUUUGAUAUUUGUGUUUUGGUUCCAGGUUUGAUAUAUUGAGAGUCAACAAUUGUGGAUAGCCUAUAAUGGAAUUUCUUAACCACCGACAUUAGAACCGCAUCGGUCCUUCAACACAAGGUAUUUAGCCAUUGAAGCCUACAAUAUUUAGGAAAACAUCCAAAGAGAUACGUUUUGCAAUGGCAAAUUGAAAACGGCUUAUCUACAACCAUUUCAAACGGACUGCGCAGCACACAUUUAUGUGCUAGGCUAGAGACGUUAUUGCUUAUUAUGGAAAACUGGGACCGCCUUUACGCGCCUAAACGAAAUAUUGUCUUAAAAUGAGGCGAGGUCGCAUUACUAUUUAUUCUGAUACGCAUAUGGGUAUAAUUCCAUGAGCAUAAACAUGAUAUGAGGGAUACGCCGCCGCUGUUUUUGUCAUUUUUAACCGGCAGGAUUUUUCCCGUUUCAUUCGCAGUGGUUGUUUUGAAGAUAGCAGGUUAUUAAUUGUUUAUCUUUAUGCAUCCGCACGAAGAAGGACCAAGAAAUGACAAACGACGGAUAACCAGAGGAGAAGGAGACCGUGAAAAGAGGGGAAAGGAAGAAUGAAUGAGAUAUACUGAGCAACGAAGGAAGGAGAUUGGAGGAAUCAAGAGGUGUUAGUGGGAGGAGCUCUCUCCAUGACCCUGUGCCUGCUGACCACACCCAGAUUCCCCCUAACCCCGCCCUCCAGCAUGGCGCUGUCACUCUGGCUGCUGUGUACCUGUGCUGUCACCUCCCUGCUCAUCGCCCCCUCUGCUCAAGCUCUGAGUCGGUCAGCGAUGCCCUUCGGCCUGAUGCGUAGAGAGCUGGCGUGCGAGGGAUACCCCAUCGAGCUGCGCUGCCCUGGCAGUGAUGUCAUCAUGAUUGAGACGGCCAACUACGGCCGCACAGACGACAAGAUCUGUGACGCUGACCCCUUCCAAAUGGAGAACGUGCAGUGUUACCUGCCUGAUGCCUUCAAGAUCAUGUCACAGAGGUGUAAUAACCGUACCCAGUGUGUGGUGGUGGCAGGGUCCGAUGUGUUCCCAGACCCCUGCCCAGGGACCUACAAGUACCUGGAGAUACAGUACGAGUGUGUCCCCUACAAAGUGGAUCAAAAAGUCUUUGUGUGUCCGGGCACACUGCUGCGUAUACAGGCGGCCAGCUCGCUGCAGGAGGCGGAGCAUCAGUCAGGGGCGUGGUGUAAGGACCCCCUGCAGUCAGGUGACCGGCUCUAUGUCAUGCCUUGGACUCCCUACCGCACCGACAUGCUGUAUGAGUACGCCUCCUGGGAGGACUUCAGACAGAACCGCGCCACCACCACCUACAAGUUGCCGAACCGUGUUGAUGGCACAGGCUUCGUGGUAUACGACGGCGCCGUGUUCUACAAUAAGGAGCGCACACGCAACAUGGUCAAGUAUGACCUGCGCACACGCAUCAAGAGCGGCGAGGCCAUUAUCGCCAACGCCAACUACCACGACACAUCGCCCUACCGCUGGGGUGGGAAGAGCGAUAUCGACCUGGCAGUGGACGAGAACGGGCUGUGGGUCAUCUACGCCACAGAGUCCAACAAUGGACGACUGGUGGUCAGCCAGGUGAACCCGUACACCCUGCGCUUCGAGGGCACCUGGGAGACCAGCUUCGACAAGAGACUGGCGUCCAACGCCUUCAUGGCGUGCGGCGUGCUCUACGCUGUGCGCAGUGUCUAUCAGGACGACGACAGCGAGGCCGGCGGGGAUCUGAUCCUUUACGCCUACAACACAAACCGUGCCCGGGAGGAGCCCGUCCAUAUCCCCUUCCCUAACCCCUACCAAUACGUCUCCUCUGUGGACUAUAACCCCAGAGACAACCAGCUCUACAUCUGGAACAACUAUAAUGUUCUGAGAUACCCGCUGGAGUUCGGACCACCGGACCCCACCACUGGCCCUCUGACGACCACUCAGGUGGCCAGCACCACGCCAGCCCGACCUUUCACCUCCAGUUCUAGCCCUGCUACCACCCGCCCCCUGGCCCCCACCUCUCACCCCAUUGGUGCUAUCAACAAGGGCCCUGACCUGCGGCCAAUCACAGCCACCGUACCAGUCACCAGGCGGCCUCCCCGCCCACCCGUCCAGGGCCCGGAGCCCCAGGUGUGUGAGUCCAGAGUGGCCAGAGGGGUGCAGUGGCCCUCCACCCAGAGAGGAGAGACUGUGGACCGUCCCUGUCCUAAAGGAUCACUAGGCAUCGCCUCGUUCCAGUGCUUGGCGGCUCCGGUCAUGUGGAACCCUCGGGGCCCUGACCUCAGUAACUGCACCUCUCCCUGGGUCAACCAGGUAGCCCAGAAGAUAAAGAGUGGUGAGAAUGCUGCCAACAUUGCUGGGGAGUUGGUGAACCACACACGGGGGCGGAUCCACGCUGGUGAUGUCAGCUCGUCAGUGCGUCUGAUGGAACAGCUGCUGGACAUACUGGAUGCCCAGCUUCAGGCCCUGCGGCCCGGCAACAAGGAGUCAGCUGCACGCAACUACAACAAGCUCCAGAAGAGAGAGAGGACCUGUCGGGCUUACAUCCAGGCGGUAGUGCAGACAGUGGACAACCUGCUGCGUACAGAGGCUCUGGAGUCGUGGCAGGACAUGAACACUACGGAGCAGGCCCACACCGCCACCAUGCUAUUGGACGUCCUGGAGAAAGGAGCCUUCCUAUUGGCCAACAACAUGUACGGCAACCGUUUCACCGACCGGGCCCCCAAUAUCGAUCUGGAGGUGCACGUGUUGAACACAGAGAUGGACCUUCAGGACCUGUCCUUUCCUCAGAACUACGUGAGCGACAGCACCAUCCAGCUCUCCGCCUCCACCAUCAAACAGUACAGCCGCAAUGGCCAAGUCAAGGUAGUGUUUGUUCUGUAUAAGAACUUGGGCUCCUUCCUGUCUACGGAGAACGCCACGGUGAAGAUGGAGCUGGAGGCGGCACCGGGGGAGCGGGGAUUGGCGGUCAACUCCCACGUCAUCGCCGCCUCCAUCAAUAAAGAGUCCAGCAGAGUGUUCCUCACUGAGCCGGUGGUGUUCACACUCAAACACUUACAGUUGGAGAACCACUACAGUCCCAACUGUUCAUUCUGGAAUUACUCUGAGCGGUCGAUGACAGGCCAGUGGUCGUCUCAGGGCUGUAGACUGCUGGACACCAACAGCACACACACCACCUGCUCCUGUUCCCACCUCACCAACUUUGCUGUGCUCAUGGCCCACCACCAGCCUGAUUACCCUGGGAGGAUGCACGAGUUGAUCCUGUUUGUGAUCACCUGGGUGGGCAUAGUGAUCAGCUUGGUGUGCCUGGCUAUUUGCAUCUCUACCUUUUGCUUCCUGAGGGGCCUGCAGACCGACCGCAACACCAUCCACAAGAACCUCUGCAUCAACCUCUUCAUCGCAGAGCUCCUCUUCCUUAUCGGAAUCGACAAGACCCAGUACCACAUUGCCUGUCCGAUCUUUGCUGGGCUGCUUCACUUCUUCUUCCUGGCUGCAUUCUCCUGGAUGUGUCUGGAGGGGGUGCAGCUCUAUCUGUUGCUGGUGGAGGUGUUUGAGAGCGAGUACUCCCGCAAGAAGUACUACUACCUGUGUGGCUACUGCUUCCCAGCUCUGGUGGUGGGCAUCUCGGCAGCCAUAGACUACCGGAGCUAUGGGACCAAGAAAGCGUGCUGGUUGCGGGUGGAUAACUACUUCAUCUGGAGCUUCAUUGGCCCUGUUUCUUUUGUUAUUAUGCUGAACCUGGUGUUCCUCAUGAUCACCGUGCACAAGAUGACCCGCAACUCCUCUGCCCUAAAACCUGACUCCAGUCGCCUCGACAACAUCAAGUCAUGGGCUAUUGGGGCCAUCGCCCUGCUCUUCCUGCUAGGUCUGACCUGGUCCUUCGGCCUCCUCUUCAUCAAUGAGAACACGGUCAUCAUGGCCUACCUCUUCACCACCUUCAACGCCUUCCAGGGCAUGUUCAUCUUCAUCUUCCACUGCGCUCUGCAGAAAAAGGUGCAUAAGGAGUACAGUAAGUGUCUGCGUCACUCGUACUGCUGCAGCCGUACCUCCACCACCAGCUCCCACGGCUCCCUGAAGAACUCUGCCCUGCGUGCCAACAACCGCUACUACACUGGCAACCAGGCCCGCCACGCUGCCGCACACAGACAGAGUCGGAUCCGCAGGAUGUGGAACGACACGGUUCGGAAGCAGACGGAAUCUUCCUUCAUGGCAGGAGACAUCAACAGUACUCCUUCACUCAACCGUGCCACCAUGGGAAACCACCUCCUGACCAACCCAGUGUUACAGACCCGUACCGGCACCUCUCCCUACAACACCCUACUGGCUGAGAGCUUCACUCCCCCUUCUCCUGGGGUCUUCAACUCCACCGGAACCUUCCGUGACCCAAAGAACACUCUGUGUAAGGCCCGUGAUCCAUGUGGUAUGGACACCCUGCCCCUCAAUGGUAACUUCAACAACAGCUACUCCCUCCGCAGCGUGGGGCCAUUGGGCGGUGGCGGGGGCAGCUGUGACUUCCUGGGCGGGGGCAUGGGGUGUGCAGACACCCCCCCUCCCCUCCUCAACCCCCGCGGGUCUGAAACCCUUGGCGGGGACGGAAUACGGCGCAACCUGUCUGACGCAGCUGCCUUCGAGAAGAUGAUCAUCUCUGAGCUGGUACACAACAACCUGCGUGGGGCAGGAGUUGGGGGCGGGGAUAGGGUCUGUGGUAGUCUAGCGAGGGGUCCUCCUCACGGCGGAGUAGGCCGAGGCACGGGAGUAGCUGUGCCAGAGCCGAGCAUCAGCCUGGACGACGACGAGGACUUCCUAUCCAGAGAAGGCGGGCGCCAGAGGACGCCGCAGGACGUGGAGCUGCUCUACAAAGCCCUGGAGGAGCCGCUGCUGUUGCAGAGAGCCCAGUCUGUCCUUUACCAGUCUGACCCCGAGGAGUCAGAGAGCUACACGGCCGACCUCACAGAGAGCCUGGGCCACAGCGGCCACAGUGGGCACAGCGCCGGAGGCCAGGGGUCUGGGGGACAGGGCCCUGACUCUCCCGCCAGGGACUCCCUGUACACCAGCAUUACCAACCUGCGAGACUCGCCUUACCCGGACAGUAGCCCCGAGCCCCUGGAGGUGGUGCCCCGCUCGGCCCAGCCCCCUGAGGAGCUCUAUUACAGCUCUGGGAGGCCUGCCCUGGGGUCUCGAGGAGCACCCAUGCAGACCUUCUACCAGGCCCCGCCCCCCAGGAGGCCCAGUAAGGAGGGGGAGGGGCACCCCGGCCAGGAGCCCACCCACAGCGAGGGAGACGGACAGAUGCAGCUGGUCACCAGCCUGUGACUGGAACCGCGAGGAUGCGGACGGGGACCAAGAUGAUGAGGAUGAGGAUGAAGGCUGGCUGGUUGCCUCCUCAGAACCCGCCUCUCUCUCUUUCUCUCACUCCUCUCCACUUCCUGCUUGAUUGGUUGCCUUUUUUCCCCUCUUUAUUUGUAUUGAAAGAUGAGCGAACAAAUUUACAUUUAAGGAGAGUUUUAGCUGUCUCCACGGCAACAGUCUUAUCCUAGAGAACCUCCGCUGUCUGGUGGAGAUGAGUGAUGGCUGAGUUGUUCUUCUCUGGAACAUUCACCCGCUCUCUCCUUCUCUCUCUUCAACAUCCCCCUUUCUCUUGGCACGCAGCAGACAGAUGCCAAGUCCAGCACUCUGAAUGUACCAAUCCAACAAACCCCUUAUACCUUACUCCUACAGAGCUACAGAUAUUUCUCAACUUAACUUUGUUCAAGGUCCAUUUUAUUUCAUUUCACAGAAUUUCUACAAACAUUCCUCUCGAGAAAUUGUUCUCAUUUUCUAGUUCCCUUUUCUCUUUCCCUUUUUCAUGUUCCAUCUCUCUUUUUGUUCACUCAUCAUUUGCUCGGCGUAGUUAGCUGUGGAGACAGGGGAUAUACUGUAGUAGCCUAUUAUACCAUAGGAAAGAAAAUCUCUGAAAGCUACUUCAGUGUUGCCAAAAAUACAUUUUCCCAGCCAGAACAGAAACUGGAGCAUUCGCACACACACAGACAUACACACACAGACAUACACACACACACCCACUCACUCACUCACAGAAGUGCUUGUUUCUGAACAUCAGACACAACCCUCCAUCUGAGUAAAAAGAAGCCAGAACAAUUGUUCAGACAAGGCAGUUGGAGCUGUCUAAGAGUAGUUGCCUUUAUUUUAUCUUGCUAUGAACUGACUCGUAUAUACAGAACUAGAGGAGAGACUGAAGAAGUAGGAAGUACACCACAGGACAGGAAGGCUGUUUGAGGGGUCAAGGGUCAGGGGUCAAGAGGUAGAUCUUUAGGACUCGAGGAAUGGACAAGGACUUUUGGGGGGGGGGGGGGACUUUUUGUUAUUUUCUUCAGACAUUUGAAAAGUAAAAGACUGUUUUACUAACUUUGAAGAAUAAUAUGUUAUCUUGGUGACUUUCUGUUGCAUCACCCGGAGGGUUAUUAAGGGACAGAUUGUGCUCCCUUUAAGAAUGGAUGCCCUCUUCAAUGGAUGUGUCCACGUCACCUAUGUGUGGUUGUGACAGAAUGGACUCUAAAUGUUGGAACCACUUCAGCUGUUACGCAAGUCUAACCCUGUACAUAUGAACCACACAAACUACAGUACUUACUCUACUCCUACCGUGUAAAUACAGAAACCAGAUGAAGAAAAGCAGCAAAAAAGUAAGAAAUACUAAAAACGGACUUCUUGUACUGCAACAAAACAACAAAAGAAAAAAAGAAAAUGUUUUGGAGUUUGUGACCUGAAUGAUGCACUCCAUCUCUCUGCCCGUCUUUAUCUUGCUCUCUCACUGUCGUUCUCUUGAGUCAUAACUAGUGCUGUGCCAUUCAGUGAAAAUCUCUGGAACAGAAAAACAGAGAGAGAGAAAGAGUAUGAUGGGUGGUAGAUUUUGCAUACAAAUAAAAACGUUUAAAAAAAAGUCCUGGCACAAUUUUAUGUAAUAUAAUCCAUUACAUGUUGUUAAUGUUUGACCUUUGACAUUCCCAGACAGGAAGUGCUGUGUGGGCGGGGGAGGCGGGAUAGAUGUCAUAAUAACAUGUCAUACUGUGCCUCAUCACGGGCGUUCCAAUGCAUUGUGGUACAAGGGCAGCAGCCAUAAUGUGAUUUUGGUCAGUAAUGUAUUGUUUGAAAGGUUAUAUCCUAGAUACAACUAAAUGAUAUCAUUUUAAUAUGAUGGGUUUUAGCAUGUCAGAUAACAUUUGUUUUCUAUCAAAACGUCUUUCAUUUUGCUGUUUCUAACAGAUAGUUUCAGCAUUAUUCCAGAGCCUAAUGUGACAAUGAAUUCCCUGUUUUUGUGUGUGUGUGUGUGCGCGCGCACGAGAGAGUUUGUGUGUAUGCGUACAUGUGGAGGAGAGUGUGUGUGUACAUGUGGGUGUGUGAUAUGCUCAAGCAUAUGUACCAUAUUCGUGGGAAUUUUGUAAGUGUGUACAUUCAAAAAGCUAUUUUUGUUGGAUGAAUUGAAUGCACAUCAGAGGAAGGGGACAGUAAUUCUUUAUCUAGGAGAAAGCCUUUUAUUCUAUUAGCUUCCAUCUCAAAGACUAGGGUAGCCAGCUGCUUCUGUGUGGCUGUUCCUGAGGUUCAGGUACCAACGUAAAACUGGGACACUUCAGGCUGCCCUUCAGGAUCUUGAGCAAGGAACAAUGACAGGGUUUGUCCGAAAUGGCACCCUAUUUCAUAUGUAGUGCAGUUCUGACCAGGGCCUCCCUAUGUACUGAACUACUAUUGACCAGAGCCCUAUGUACUGAACUACUAUUGACCAGAGCCCUAUGUAGUGAACUACUAUUGACCAGAGCCCUAUGUACUGAACUACUAUUGACCAGAGCCCUAUGUACUGAACUACUAUUGACCAGAGCCCUAUGCGAACAAAGACAGAACUUGGAUCAAAGAAGCAUGCUGUGUUCAAAAUGGAACCAUAGUGCACAACUUUUCACCAGGGCAAAAGUUGUCCACUAUGUAGGGAAUAGGGUGCCAUUUCAGAUAGUACAGUCAUAAUGACAGGCAGACUUGACCGUUGGGACCAUCCAGUCAGAAUGACAGGCAGACUUGACCGUUGGGACCAUCCAGUCAGAAUGACAGGCAGACUUGACCGAUGGGGCCAUCCAAUCAGAAUGACAGGCAGAGUUGACCAAUGGGGCCAUCCAGUCAGAAUGACAGGCAGAGUUGACCAAUGGGGCCAUCCAAUCAGAAUGACAGGCAGAGUUGAACAAUGGGGCCAUCCAAUACGAAUGACAGGCAGACUUGACCAAUGGGACCAUCCAGUCAAAAUGACAGGCAGAGUUGACCAAUGGGACCAUCCAGUCAGAAUGACGGGCAGAGUUGACCAAUGGGACCAUCUAGUCAGAAUGACAGGCAGUUGACCGAUGGGACCAGAAUGUCAGAAUGACGGGCAGAGUUGACCAAUGAGACCAUCCAGUCAGAAUGACAGGCAGAGUUGACCAAUGGGACCAUCCAGUCAGAAUGACAGGCAGAGUUGACCAAUGGGACCAUCCAGUCAGAAUGACAGGCAGUUGACCGAUGGGACCAGAAUGUCAGAAUGACAGGCAGACUUGACCAAUGGGACCAUCCAAUCAGAAUGACAGGCAGAGUUGAGCAAUGGGACCAUCCAAUCAGAAUGACAGGCAGACUUGACCAAUGGGACCAUCCAAUCAGAAUGACAGGCAGAGUUGACCAAUGGGACCAUCCAAUCAGAAUGACAGGCAGAGUUGACCAAUGGGACCAUCCAGUCAGAAUGACAGGCAGAGUUGACCAAUGGGACCAUCCAGUCAGAAUGACAGGCAGAGUUGACCAAUGAGACCAUCCAGUCAGAAUGACAGGCAGAGUUGACCAAUGGGACCAUCCAGUCAGAAUGACAGGCAGAGUUGACCAAUGAGACCAUCCAGUCAGAAUGACAGGCAGAGUUGACCAAUGGGACCAUCCAAUCAGAAUGACAGGCAGAGUUGACCAAUGGGACCAUCCAGUCAGAAUGACAGGCAGAGUUGACCAAUGGGACCAUCCAGUCAGAAUGACAGGCAGAGUUGACCAAUGAGACCAUCCAGUCAGAAUGACAGGCAGAGUUGACCGAUGGAACCAUCCAGUCAGAAUGACAGGCAGAGUUGACCAAUGAGACCAUCCAGUCAGAAUGACAGGCAGAGUUGACCAAUGAGACCAUCCAGUCAGAAUGACAGGCAGAGUUGACCGAUGGAACCAUCCAGUCAGAAUGACAGGCAGAGUUGACCAAUGGGACCAUCCAGUCAGAAUGACAGGCAGUUGACCGAUGGGACCAGAAUGUCAGAAUGACAGGCAGACUUGACCAAUGGGACCAUCCAAUCAGAAUGACAGGCAGAGUUGACCAAUGGGACCAUCCAAUCAGAAUGACAGGCAGACUUGACCAAUGGGACCAUCCAAUCAGAAUGACAGGCAGAGUUGACCAAUGGGACCAUCCAAUCAGAAUGACAGGCAGAGUUGACCAAUGGGACCAUCCAGUCAGAAUGACAGGCAGAGUUGACCAAUGGGACCAUCCAGUCAGAAUGACAGGCAGAGUUGACCAAUGAGACCAUCCAGUCAGAAUGACAGGCAGAGUUGACCAAUGGGACCAUCCAGUCAGAAUGACAGGCAGAGUUGACCAAUGAGACCAUCCAGUCAGAAUGACAGGCAGAGUUGACCAAUGGGACCAUCCAAUCAGAAUGACAGGCAGAGUUGACCAAUGGGACCAUCCAGUCAGAAUGACAGGCAGAGUUGACCAAUGGGACCAUCCAGUCAGAAUGACAGGCAGAGUUGACCAAUGAGACCAUCCAGUCAGAAUGACAGGCAGAGUUGACCGAUGGAACCAUCCAGUCAGAAUGACAGGCAGAGUUGACCAAUGAGACCAUCCAGUCAGAAUGACAGGCAGAGUUGACCAAUGAGACCAUCCAGUCAGAAUGACAGGCAGAGUUGACCAAUGGGACCAUCCAGUCAGAAUGACAGGCAGAGUUGACCAAUGGGACCAUCCAAUCAGAAUGACAGGCAGAGUUGACCAAUGGGACCAUCCAGUCAGAAUGACAGGCAGAGUUGACCAAUGGGACCAUCAGGUCAGAAUGACAGGCAGUUGACUGAUGGGACCAUCCAGUCAGAAUGACAGGCAGAGUUGACCAAUGGGACCAUCCAGUCAGAAUGACAGGCAGAGUUGACCAAUGAGACCAUCCAGUCAGAAUGACAGGCAGAGUUGACCAAUGGGACCAUCCAGUCAGAAUGACAGGCAGAGUUGACCAAUGGGACCAUCCAAUCAGAAUGACAGGCAGAGUUGACCAAUGGGACCAUCCAGUCAGAAUGACAGGCAGAGUUGACCAAUGGGACCAUCCAGUCAGAAUGACAGGCAGAGUUGACUGAUGGGAUCAUCCAGUCAGAAUGACAGGCAGAGUUGACCAAUGGGACCAUCCAGUCAGAAUGACAGGCAGAGUUGACCAAUGGGACCAUCCAGUCAGAAUGACAGGCAGUUGACUGAUGGGACCAUCCAGUCAGAAUGACAGGCAGUUGACUGAUGGGACCAUCCAGUCAGAAUGACAGGCAGAGUUGACCAAUGGGACCAUCCAGUCAGAAUGACAGGCAGUUGACUGAUGGGACCAUCCAGUCAGAAUGACAGGCAGAGUUGACCAAUGGGACCAUCCAGUCAGAAUGACAGGCAGUUGACCAAUGGGACCAUCCAAUCAGAAUGUAGCAUUGCCGUAUUAAAGCGUUUCCAGAGAGAAACCAUCCAUCAAACCAGAGAUGUAUUCAUGAGGUUCCUUCCCCCUAAAGUCUGUCCAAACCUUAAAAAGCUGAGAGUUUUGCCAUUCUCUUUAUUUCUGUAUGUUUCUAAUGCUUUAUUUAUCUCUAUAUUUAUUUAUGUAUUUGGAAUAUUUAUUUCUAUGUUCAUUUAUUCAUGCUUUAUUUUAUUUUUUGAAGAUCUCUGUACAUAGCUGAGCUGUGCGAUAUGAAUGCUGAAGUAAGCCCUUUUAAAUGUGCAGUACAUUUAGGCAAGUAGAUGGAUUCUCCAGCGUCCACUUCAGGGUGACAUUUGGUUAGGGCCUGGGUGUCCCACUUCUUCAUAAAGAGUCCUAAAGGGCACAUUGAGUUUAGUUGGGGCUCUUGGGGGAGAAAGAGAAGGAUUGAAAGCCGGGAUAGAAUUAAGAAUAUAUUUGUUUUUUCCUCCAUUUCUUCUUGGUAGAGGAAUCUCUCUUAGUUCAGACUCAGAUAGGAGGCCCAGGUGUUCUACAGGAGGCAUGUGUGCAAUACUGUGCUGGUGUGUCUGACUUGGUUUAACAUUGGAAACGGCCUGGUUGGGUAGUGUUACUAUAUGCCUACCACUGGACCGCUGUGUAUGUCUGUGUUUACAGAAGGAUCUGAUAAUUAUGCACAUUUUCUUUUCUUUUGCUUGAAAUAUUAAUUAAACAUUGGCCUUGCAGCUCAUAGUUAAUUCAAUAGGAGCAUUGACCGGUCAGCAAUGGACAAUUGAAUGUAUGUUGACUAGUAGGAAUAAAGAAAAGUGAAUUAAUGCCCUACACUGACCGCCAUCAUUAUCAUCACAUCACCACCUACACCUUUAUUGAUGUGAUCUACAAAGUUGACCUUUAGCUGGUAACCUCACAGGGACAGACACCGUGUAUGGACAGACUCACCAGGAGGGGAAGAACCUACAUCACCAUCUCCUGUGUAGGCUCUCUCUCUCUCUCUCUCUCUCUUUCUUCCCUCACCUCUCUCACUCCAUCCCAUCUUAUUCCACCAAUGGGCUCUCUUUUAUCCCAGCAUUAAUCCCAGAGUUUUGUUUGGAGUUAAUUUGUUUGUCUUAAGCUUUGUUUACACCAGAUUGAUAUCUCAAUAAACAGUGGAGCCGUACUGUAUUGUGGUAAUGCUAGUGAUUAUACAGCAGAAAGCACUGUAGGACCCAGAGACCUUCUCAAUGGGAGUUUCACCCCCAUCUAAAUCCCUAUGUUACCUCUGAUUAGGAUAAUAACACUGGCUAAUCAUUUACUGUGCUGAGACCACAGAGGGAGAGACCUCUAUACACACACACACACACACACACCCACACACACUCUCUCCCUCCCCCUCACUCUCUCACCCACUUCCAGCCCACUACUCCCUGCCCGUGCAUCUAGCCCCUACCUCCAUGUGUGCAGGCAGGUGGAUUGAAGGUUCUUAUAGGAUAGAGUUGGAGUCAGUCUGUUCCUUCAGUCUGCGGCCCCUGCAGCUCUACCCCAGUAGAACAGUCAUCUCUCAGUGUUCCAAUAGACAGCGGAGGACACUGUGAUCUGACAGUAACGUUGCCCUGCUGCUGACCUUCUCAGAUGGACUGUUUCUCUCCCAGAUUUGUGAUGCCCAUAUCCUGUGACCUCUGCGUUAGUGUGAAAACAUGUCAGUGGUUCCUCUGCAGCGGAGCGGAGGAGAGGAGAGGAGGAGCACUGGGUCAUGUAGUCUAUCCCCGGGGAACUGCCAUAAAGGGAGCGGUGUCAGGACAUGUGAUGUCACAGUUAGCCAGGGACAGAGUGUGUGUGGGGGGAUGAGUGUCAGUGUGCCUGUGUGUUCGUGCAAGGUUAUACAGGAAGCAGAGAUAAGGAUGUGAUUUAUUGUUCUGGAUGCCUUACUGUUGCCUUGGUGAGGAGUCAGGAGGUUCCAGUUGAUCAACUAACCAGGCGCAUUAGAUCAACUCCACUGGCCUCACAAACCCUUUGUAACAUUAACACAGAGGUCUCUGUCUGUGUAGUGACAUUAUUGAGAUAUAAUAGGAAUCAACUGCCACAUCUACUGGACAAGGGAGAUUUUCAGAGUGAUAAGGAAUGCAACAGGCUUUCCUAUAGAGAAUAAUAAAUUAGCACUAUUUUGUUAUUGGUCUCUUGUUACGUGUCCACAUGACUAUAUACAGUACAUAUAUCAUAGUUUUAAGAAUAUGUGGGAGUAUGAUUACACAAAUGCAGUGACAAGGAUUGUGCUGUUUAUUUUUGUGUUGGGUAACUGUCCGUCCAUGGAGCUGAGUUAUGGCUAAAAGCGGCGGCCAUCUUUUAUACACAGGGUGGGACUACAACAGAUGGAUUUCUAGGUAGGGUAGGCUGGGUACUCUACACCCGGAACCUCUGGUCCAAAAUCAAAAGACAAAAGACACACACAUACUACAUGCAUAGUUACACACAUCCAUGUCCAGUCAGGUUAGGUAGUUUAAACUACUGUGUACAGUGAAGUGGCGCUAGAGAUCAUAAAAGAUCAUAAGGGAUUUACCGUUUACAUGUUCAAAGUCGAUCCACGUAACCGUAGGAGCUAGGAGCAGGCUGACGUUGACCUAUUCAUUUUUGUAGGCAUGUUUUUCUAUUUCUGAAUACACAUCCCAGUACUCUGGCUCCUCUGACUGUGUGACUCUGAACUGUGUCUGAAACUCUGCAUGUGUGGAUGACUAACGCUAUGGGACACUAAUGAACCAUCUCUGUGGUGAGCAGCUCCAUGGGACACACAUACUCCCCACGAGGCUGACUGGUCACUGAAGGCUAGAGAUGCUGGUCUAAGUGGCCAGCCACCUAUCGAGGUCUAUUGGUGAGUGUUCUGCAUGGCUGUAAGUGUACAAGGGCAGGGUCUGGGAAAUGUGCAUGAGAUGUUCUGGGCUCUAUACUGUAGGAGGGGUUGUGAUGCUGUUAGUAGCAGGUCAGUAUGUUCAUUGGUCAGACCCAGCCAGACAGUAUUAGACAUUAGGAAUGACCAGACAGGUAGACAGUCUAAGGCAGAGAAGUGUUGGUAAGAGAUGAGUGACGACUGGUAGAACUGUUGCUGGGUGUAUGGAUGGAAGGGCUCCGUUUGGGAGGUUCAUCAUCAGUAGGAACUUUGAGGACUGAGUACUGAUCGUGUGCCAUUGGGGUGAUGAUAAUGUGUACAUCUCCAUUUAGAGUACUUCUCUUAGAUUUUACUAUGAUGGGUUUUUCUCCAUUCAUUUAUUCUGUACUUCUGAAUCCUUUCUAAAGAGAGGUUGAUGUAAAACCUUGAUUCAGUUUUGUUCUUUUUUUAUUUGAGGACUGAUGUGUGAUUCUUUUCUCACGUCAUUGCUUUGACAGCUGUCUGUCUAUCUGGGACAAAGGGGGUGGUGGUUUUCUGUGAGCGUUUGCGUCAUCGCAGGUCAGCGCGACCCUGUAUCAGCACAUAUUAAUAAAAAACUAUUUAAAAUCGAA